Molecule: messenger RNA, 987 nt
Organism: Necator americanus (New World hookworm)
Lineage: Eukaryota; Metazoa; Nematoda; Chromadorea; Rhabditida; Ancylostomatidae
Exons: 10
Coding region: 1-987 (328 amino acids)
Cellular component (GO): cytoplasm; eukaryotic translation initiation factor 3 complex
Molecular function (GO): translation initiation factor activity; RNA binding
Source: RefSeq, a predicted model, not a curated record
AUGGCUGUUAGCAGCUCUAACAUUUUAAGUUCGGCUCCUGAAGUCGGCAGUUGGGCGGAGGCAGUCGAACAAGACAAUCUUCCGAACAAUGAUGUGAAUGAGGAUGGCGUCAAGACUGUGGUCGCUUACAUCGAAGAAGAUGGUGCGAGAUAUAAGAUAGUAACACAAUUCAAAGUGAUCACGAAGAAUGUUCCACGAGUGGUUGCAGACCGUAAGAAACUAAAGAAGUUUGGUUUGUGUCGUGAGGAACCACCUGGGCCUCAGAUCUCAACUACAUAUGUGGCCGAGGAGGUGGAAAUGCAAUUUACAAGGAACCGCGCAGGAGAGCAGAUCUUGGAUGUCCAGGAAGACAAACAAACAGCAAAGGCAACUAGUCGAGAGCACUGUCGCCACUGCAAAGGAAAUGACCACUGGAGUACUAACUGCCCUUAUAAAGAAAUGUAUCAAAUGGAAGAGGAUGUUGAUGCUGCAGAGGCUGCCGAGAAAGAGAGAUCUGUUCCUGGCCUUGGUCGUUACGUUGCCCCAGGAAUGCGCGGUGAUGCUCGUCAAGGUGAUCGUAGAUCCGACGAAAACACUUGCCGAGUUACGAAUCUUCCUCAAGAAAUGGAAGAAGCUGAGCUUCGUGAGCUCUUCGCGGCUAUUGGCAGGGUAUCGCGUGUGUUCAUUGCCCGCGACAAGGUUACGAACCAACCGAAGGGAUUUGCAUUUGUCACAUAUGAUUUGAGAGAGGACGCUGAAAGAGCCAUAGCAAAGUUGAAUGGCAUUCGAAAGCACCACAUGGUCCUUAAAGUGGAGUGGACGAGGUUUUUUUUUUCCUUGAAUGGUUUUGCUUACUUACGAAAACGUCCAGUACCAUGGAGAUUUAUACAAGCCACUUACGGCGGCAGACUUUGUUUCCGCAGCGGCGUCGCGGCAGGCCACAUUGGAGCAGAGCAGCCUCGGCGCAGGCUUUUACUGCUUACUAUUCGCAAUUGUGAGGAUAUGUAA